AUGUGUGUUACCAAUAGUCCCGAGCAAAUCUGCACCCGUCGAUUCGUCGACCUACUCCGCCCUGGAGCGUCCUUUACCUUCGCGCCGUCGUGCAAACGCAAGAUCCUUGACCACAUCAUCACAAACCGCCUGACCCCGACCAAAUGGCGCAAGAACUUCCAGGACCUGCUAGUGGCAAUCAACAUCGCCGGACUUGGCAAGACUGUGGAAGGCUUGAUGCGCGGCAAGGUUGAGAGCUGCCCAGCCACCCGCCGUGGAGGGUACAAGCCAGGCGACUAUCGGCCAAUCCGAGCCACAUCCAUCACCCAAGUCGGGGGCAACGUUGGCGAAAACAACACCAACCGCGGCGGGAACAACCGGGGCGCAAUUGCAACCUCCAAAACAGUCUUUGUCAUUGGUAGUGGGUACGGACAUAUAGUCCGACACAUGGCCGACACGGACGAUGAGAGUGAGCUGGGCAGUACAGGCCUGCAUGAUGAGGAGGCUGGGGAGUCCAGCGAUGAUGACUCCAGUUAUGAUGACUUCAGCGACGUUGAUGAUGAUGACGAUGAUGACAAUGAUGGCGACGGAGACGAUACCGAAGACCAUGACAAUGGAUCUGGUGAGGAGGAUCAAGAUCCGGAUGUUGAGAUGCCGGAUGCUCCCACCCUCACGUUGAAUCCGUCCCACCUCCACCUUCAUUGGGGCCGUCACAAGCACCAACAUUGUCAUUGUUCCCAUGAUGCACUCGGUUCUCGGUCAUACACUCGCCACCAGGGAUCGUCAACGUCGUCAUCCAAUGGCGGCUCCAACAGCACGACUCGAUCAAUGCUCUCUGAGGAAGCCAUCACAUCGCCAACUCCGAGAACGCCAGUCACGCCAGCUCCAAGAACCCCAGCCACGCCAUCUCCUACACCAACCAUAGCUGCGCGAGCCAAUCGUGCAUUGUCGAUAUGCUCCAUGGCCCCAAGCGAGUCGGCAUCAUCAGCCCCCGCACCACGCGCCCGGCCAGAGGGGGAGAGGCUCGCUGCAGCACACUCCAAGUGCAGUGGACUCUCCACCGAGGAGCUCUUCACGUCCAUUGACCAAGCUGCGGGCGCAGUCAUUGGUCUCGCUACUUGGCGUAUGGCGGUGAUGGCCGCCGAGACAGAUCCAGGACUGGCCAAUGAUCUACGCGAACGGAUUGAAUCCCUUCUCGAGAUGGUCGACGUGAUGAAGGAGGUUCUGAGGGAGAAGAUGGGUGGAGAGAAGGAGGAUUAUUGCUUUGGUGGUAGGUUCUGGUGGUGGAUGAAGCUGAACUGGGUGGAGGAGAAUAUUCGACUGUAA
This is a messenger RNA of Fusarium vanettenii 77-13-4, 1305 nucleotides long. RefSeq lists its product as uncharacterized. NCBI's taxonomy places the organism in Eukaryota, Fungi, Ascomycota, Sordariomycetes, Hypocreales, Nectriaceae. The transcript is spliced from 3 exons. The coding region runs from base 1 to 1305 and encodes 434 amino acids. The record is from RefSeq and is a predicted model, not a curated record.